Messenger RNA from Mesorhabditis spiculigera, 2220 nucleotides. NCBI's taxonomy places the organism in Eukaryota, Metazoa, Nematoda, Chromadorea, Rhabditida, Rhabditidae. The record is from the annotation of a GenBank genome assembly.
AUGCCCCCAGCAGCUGCCUCUUUUCAAGGCGCCGAGGAUGAGGACGAGGAGACUGAAGAAACUUUGCUGGGCGGUGCCAACCGCAAAGCAACCAGUGAAGAAUGGCAAGAACUCGCUCCGAUUCACGAAGUGGCAAUCAGCGUCUCGUUCGUGGAGAGUGCUCGUCGGAAACUUGUGCUGGAAAGAUGGCGAAAUGCCGCAUGGCGUGCCGUGAGGCGUGCCGUAGACCCGUGGAAAAAGUUUAAUAUUCAUGAGAUGCCGGUAUUACGCGCAAGGAGGUUCCGCUAUUCUGCGACUCGCAAGACGUGGACGGAAGAUUUUGUUGAGAUCAAAAUGUGCAUGGAUUCUUUUGCAAGAGGAGCAAUGAGAGAAUGCUUUCGUGUGAAAAAGCUGUCCAGCAUGGGCUAUAAUCAAGGAUGGGAAAAUGCCCAUAACUACGUGGCCAAACGAUACAUACAGGAGGUGGACAAGCAGGUAAUCUUCGAUGACGUGAAGCUGCAACUCGACUGCAAGCUCUGGGCUGAAGAGUUCAACCGGAAUAACCCACCCAAGAAGAUCGACAUUGUGCAGAUCAAUGUCAUUCAGAUCCUCGACCUACCCGGCGAACCCUACUAUCACCUGGAACAUUUCAUCGAAGGGGAAUACGUCAAGUACAACUCGAACUCCGGCUUCGUUUCGGAAAUGCAACGCCAGACUCCACAUUCCUUUUCACAUUUCACUUUCGAACGAUCCGGUCACCAGCUGAUUGUCGUGGACAUCCAGGGUGUUGGUGAUCUCUACACAGAUCCACAAAUCCAUACAGUCGUCGGUACAGAUUAUGGAGAUGGAAAUCUGGGAACCAGAGGAAUGGCCCUGUUCUUCCACUCACAUCAGUGCAAUGAAAUCUGCCACAUGCUUUGUCUAACCGAAUUCGAUCUGUCGGUCAGCGAGAGGGAGCAGUUGAAGAUAGAUGUGGCCAAACUCAAGCCGGCACUGGAGCCUACGCAGUUUGUCAAACGACGCACGAGGCUGGAAAGUUCUUGCAAUCCAUUGCUGGAUGAAUUGGCACCCGAUGACGCGAUGGAAUGCCUGAGACAGCGAACAGACACUCUACGCCAACGUUCCCGCUCUAUUACCUCAAGCGCCUCAACCCCAAGCGGUGACAACAAAUCGGUGGACCACGACGAUGACUGCAUGUGUGAAAUUUGCGUCAACGAAAUCUGUGAAGGCGUCACCUUUGACGACGAGGAAAGCGUGAGCGAUACACAGAGCCGACGUGGCUCUUUGGGAGGAUCUAUCACCAGAAAGGUUGGCAGAGCUACACUGUCAGUCGAAUCUGCGGAUCGUCCUCAGCGUCGCCGCACGACAGACAGUAUGUGCUCCAGUGCAGGAGACAGUUCGCGCAUCACUGGUCUUACCGAGCGUGAUGAGUAUUGGGCUGUACAACGCAAGAAGUCGGUCCCGGCUGGAGUGAUUACAGCACUUCAAGGGCAGACCCAUCAGGAUGCAGCCACACAGCUUCGUCAUAUCUCAAUCCUCGGGCAAGUCCAUUUGGACUUGGCUCGCUACCAUGAAGCUGGGCGAUUUCUGCGUGAGGAAGACGCUAAUGAGGAGAAGUGCCGGGUAUUACAUGAGCUGACCUCGACUGGCGGUUCCAUAUCUUCCAACUCAAGCACGACGAGUGGGGAUGUGAAAUACGAUCAAGAAGCGGCAUUGUACCAUCUGGAUAUUGCACGCCGUUGUGGCAACCUGGAGGCUAUUCUUACUGUGGCAAAAAUGUGCUAUCAUCUUCACCAUGAGUUAUUGAAGGAGAUCGGCAACGACGUAUCAUGGUUCGCUGACUCGGAAGAAGACUUUGAUCGAGAUGUCCACCAAUUUGCGUUUGAUCUGAUGCUAACCGCAGCCGAAAUGGGUGACCGUGGAGCGAUUCUCUUCGUUGCUGAGGCCUACGAGACCGGGAAGAAUAUGGGAAAAGAUGGAGCGAUUCAUUACCCAUCGGCUAUUUUCUGGUUCGAAAAAAGCAUGGGUUUUGCCGAUGACGAGGAGGGCACCGAACAACAUAGACCCAGACAUGAAUUGCUUGCAAAUAUGGCACGCAUGUAUCAGGAGGGUGGCCAUGGCCUUGAGCAAGACAUGACUCGGGCUUACGAGCUCUACAACGAAGCUGCUGAAGCCGCGAUGGAAAACAUGAAAGGAAAACUGGCCAACAAGUACUACGAAUACGCCGAAAUGUGUGCUUGU